Teleopsis dalmanni is the source of this 561-nucleotide messenger RNA. RefSeq lists its product as uncharacterized. The record is from RefSeq and is a predicted model, not a curated record. NCBI's taxonomy places the organism in Eukaryota, Metazoa, Arthropoda, Insecta, Diptera, Diopsidae. The transcript has a single exon. Bases 1 to 561 code for a protein of 186 amino acids.
AUGGUGGUGUGCACAAAUAACCAAACGGCCGAAUGGGUCCGUAAAAAUGCGGCAACUAUUGCAACAAAGGCUAAACUAAGCGCCAAAGUGGUUGAAGAGUCGGAGUUCCCAAAAACACACCUGGUGCGAGGAUACUUUCCGCACAGUUGCGAUUUUGAAAACACCAAGGUUCUUGCCACAAUUGAGCGGACUGCAGAAGGUUCACUGCUCCACAUCGUCUUUGAUGUCGACGAUGCAUCCUGGAACUUAUUGGUCCAGAGUGGAGGUAGAAUAGCAUAUCGCUUCAGUCAUGUCAAGCUACUGUUUAAAGCUAACAGUAUGACAAAGGAGGGGCAGCCAGAACAACGGCCUGUGAAACAAAAGAUUCCAAACAAACUCCAGACCACAAGGACGGAGAGACAGAAAGUGGAGCACGUGGUCCCACAAUCAAUACUUACGUCUACUGUGACUCCCAAUGAGGCCCCAACUACUGGUAGAGCCGCCAUUCAAAAAAAGCUUUCGAUGCGGGCACCUGUGGGUGGAGCACUUCUUCUUGGACUUUCAAAUCAAAACAGAUCCUAG